Dromiciops gliroides (monito del monte) is the source of this 2883-nucleotide messenger RNA. RefSeq names its product tubulin delta chain-like. Gene Ontology annotation, biological process: microtubule cytoskeleton organization; mitotic cell cycle. The record is from RefSeq and is a predicted model, not a curated record. Gene Ontology annotation, molecular function: GTP binding; structural constituent of cytoskeleton. The coding region runs from base 104 to 1375 and encodes 423 amino acids. Gene Ontology annotation, cellular component: cytoplasm; microtubule. The transcript is spliced from 11 exons. Lineage: Eukaryota; Metazoa; Chordata; Mammalia; Microbiotheria; Microbiotheriidae.
UGGGCCGCAAGGGGCGGCUGGACCCUGGGGCGGGGCGCCGCUCAGGCCACGGUGCCUCCCCAGCACCACCUCCGCAGCCCACCCCCGGCCAGGCUCCAGAGAAAUGUCUACUGUGUGGCUUCAAGUUGGACAAUGUGGCAACCAGAUAGCUCAGGAGUUGUGGCACAUCCUAGGCCUUGUCAAUGGGUCCUGUGGAAAAAUAGAUAGGAAUCCCUUCUGCUCCCGUGAUGGAAAGCUCAGUGCUGUCUGUGUGGACAGUGAAUCCAAAGUGAUAAAGAAAAUGCAAAAACAAGUGAAAAAAGGUUUAUUCCGAGAAUCUAAUCUAAUAACUGGAAAACAGGGAAGAGGGAAGAAUUGGGCAUGUGGCUACUACAAUAAACCUUUGAACUGUGAAGAGAGCCUUCUCUACAAGACAAUGGAGAGGCUUCGGAAAGAAGUGGAGCUCCGCGAUUGUUACAGUGGAACUGUGAUUUUUCACAGCCUAAGUGGUGGCACAGGGGCAGGUCUUGGCUCUCAUCUUUGCGAGGAAAUCAGAGAUGAGUAUCCCUUAGGACAGAUUCUGUCUGUAACAGUGGCCCCUUACCAGACUGGCGAGUGCCCUCUUCAACAUUACAACAUUCUAUUGUGCCUUUCUUGGCUUCAGAGGUUCACGGAUGGCAUCUUCCUGUUCUACAAUGAUGAUGUCCUGAAGAGAACAAUAGCCAGUUUGGGGAAGAAGAAUAUCCAGGAGAGCUGGGGGGUAUCCCAAGUGUCCCUGUCCAGUAUGAACACCUACAUCGCAGAUUGUGUUGCAGGUCUCUUGUACCCUGUCAGCAAUUUCCAGACAACCAGUGGGCUGAACAUGGGAGUAGAGCCUUGGGAGUUGCUGCGGGCUGUCUGCCCUGUGCCAACCAUGAAAUUCCUGCAUGUUGCUCAGACCAGCACCAGAGGUCAGGUGCUUUGGGACAGCAUGGUCUCAUCUGUGACACGCUUCUUGGCUCCUGAGUCAAGCACUGGGAAGCCUCAUUAUAGUACUUCAUUGCUGUCUGUGGCCCGCAGUAGCCACUGCUCCCUGAUCCAGCCCCAGAGCUCCGCAAUGAAGAGGUUGCAGCGGGCCUAUGGCUGUGUAUCCUGGAACCCUUUCCCUCUCUCUCUUUGGACAGCUUCCUGUGACAUGAGGGACCCGACUGGUCAGAGGCACUCACUCACUGUCUGUGCCAACCACAGCAGCAUCAUAGGCUUGCUGAAACACACGCUGGAGAAGGCACAAAGAAUGUACUCAGCCAAGGCGUAUACCCACUGGUAUAGGCAAUAUGGUUGUGAGGGCAAAGACUUUGAGCAGGCUUUUGAUACCCUCUCCUCAGUGGAAGCUGAGUAUUACAGUGCGGGACAAUGAGUAACAAUUCUCAGAUAAGCCUUGUACAGCCAUCCUUUUGUGGUCCCCUUGAAUGGAUUGAACUGACGCCAGAGGCCUUGACCAUCAGUUAAAUGAUUUCCCAGAUCUCGAAGAAUGCUCCUGACUCCCACCUAUCUUGGAGGAAAAGACAGCCACUCUUCUACUGCUUUUAAUAGCUCAGAAAGGAAAUAUCUUUUACUAAAGACAAACCAACUUUCAGCAACAUGAGCCUGCAAACCAAUAUCUCACCAAGUCAAAGAUGAUCUUUUUACCCAGGCUUAGCCAUACCUAUUGGGCCUAUUCUAAUGUAUUGCUGGGGGGGAAAAUGAGGCUAUCAACAUUACCACCAGAAAAUUAAGAUUACCUUUGGAAACAAGUAACCAGUUCAGCUGAAAAGAUGAAAUAGCAGGGAGAAACUUAUAAACGUGUGUGCUUAUCCAGAGUGAGUAUGGCAGGGAGCUGAAGCUGGUCCCCUUGUUUGUUUCACAUAUAGUCUAUUAGCCAACAAGGGACGGCCACUGUGUUCCUGGGCCUUGUCUCUAACACAGUUCCUCUAUUGCCAAAUAGUGGCAUGUUAUCUAGUUGACAGUAAGUCAAGUGCUGAAAACCGACACUAAGGGGAUGGGGGUGGGGCUUGUCAGGGCCUACACACAUCUGGAAGUGGAGCAGAGAGGUUCAGUGGUGGAAAGAGGCUCAGAAAUCCAAGAAUGCAGGAUGAGGGAGGCAGAGGGUCAAGUGUGCAUUUCUUAGCUGUAAAGAGACGUGACUGAUUCGCAAGAAGCCUUUUUAGCACAGAGGAUGAGACUGACUUUUAGGAGGCAUGUGCUAUCAACCACUUUUUAUUCUUACUCCAAACUCAGUUCUUACUUGAUUGAUAACGUGAAGAAACAAAAGUAUAUUGAAGAUGACUAACACCUCAAACAUAUUUUAUUCUUGUCCCUGCAUAGAAAGUAGAAAAAGUACUAAAGCAAAAAAAAAACAAAACCCAAAACACCAACAAAGAAAAAGGCUCAGCCGAACAGUGUAAACAUUUUCCUCUGUGUGCUAGGCUUGGCAGGGUAACAAUUCAACAGUUAUCCAUCCUCUGCCAGACUCGGAGACUGGGGGACAGCUGGACAGCAUCAUACUGGGCCCUGCCCUUCCGCCUAUGGCAGGUUGUAGUCGCUGGGAGACUUCUCCUUCAGGACGGUGGGGAUGGGGCCAGACUUCUUAUUUUGGAAGUUGGCCAUGGUUUUGGAGUAGUUUUGCUGGAAAAAAGGAGAAAAAAGAAAUAGGGGGUGAUCAGGAGGAGGACAAUUGGCAAGGGCCUGGCCUUAGGUGUCACUCAUGAGAUAUAGUGCGCUUGCUGACAUAUUACAUUGUCUGAGAAUUCAAAUGAUCCCAAGUGUAUUUUGACGACAUUGUAUUUCUUUUUCAUUCUUUAACACUGAGGAAACCACUUGUGAUUAAAAAGGAUUGGUAUUUUUCCAAAUGUUUUGAAUAUUCAGAAACCAUGGCCCCUUUUAAGU